GAUAACUUGGAAGAUUAUUAAAACACAUCGUCAUGGUCGUCUGUUCACAAGUUUCACUUAUUGGUAUAAUUUUCAUCAACUCACUCAUUCUGACAACUUGUGACAUGGUUACGGUUGUUGGAGUACGCCGUCAGAGACAUGAAGAAACACUUAACACGAUUGUGAAUAGGCAGGGGAAAAUGAUGAAGAAUUUGGAGGAACUAGUUCACAAACAAGGAACCGAAAUUGAUCAUUUAAAGAAAACUCUUUUGGAUUGGAAGGACAUGAAUGCAAAAGGCGAAAAUAAAACCACGCCACCUUAUGUGUCAACACUGGAAAAAAGAAAUAUUUUGGGUUUACCAGCUAUUGGAAGAGCUGUAGAAGGAACGAUAGCAUUUUAUGCCUAUAUGUCUCAUACAGAAACCGACCCCGGAGCACAUCAUAUUCUUGUCUAUGAUCAUGUUGUCACUAAUUUGGGAAAUGGCUACAACAAGCACACGGGUUUCUUCACUCCCCCUGUGUCUGGAGUUUACGUCUUCACGUGGACAACUUUUGCGUGCGGUAAUUCAUACUUUCCCAUCGAAAUGACUGUCAAUAGCAGUCCAUUUGGGGUGACUUAUAACCAAGGAUCGAAUACGUAUAACGCCGUCACCGGUGUCGUCGUCGUUGAUGUGAAUCAGGGAGACUCAGUUGGGAUCAGAACCAGACCUAAUUAUACCCCUGUUGGAUCUAUUUGUAGCUCCGUCAAUAUGAGAGUGGCAUUCUCCGGCUGGUGUAUUUCGUGCUAAAUUUAACAAAUUUAAGAAAUUUACCUAUUGAGAAACCUACAAAGUUGAAACUCUGAUACGGUGUUUGAUUAAACCUGGCUAUUAAAUGAAUUAUUGAAAUCCAA
Ostrea edulis (European flat oyster) is the source of this 871-nucleotide messenger RNA. Its product is annotated as complement C1q-like protein 4. Bases 33 to 767 code for a protein of 244 amino acids. The transcript has 2 exons. NCBI's taxonomy places the organism in Eukaryota, Metazoa, Mollusca, Bivalvia, Ostreida, Ostreidae. Gene Ontology annotation, molecular function: protein binding. The record is from RefSeq and is a predicted model, not a curated record.